Molecule: messenger RNA, 2829 nt
Organism: Antechinus flavipes (yellow-footed antechinus)
Lineage: Eukaryota; Metazoa; Chordata; Mammalia; Dasyuromorphia; Dasyuridae
Gene: FA2H
Product: fatty acid 2-hydroxylase
Exons: 7
Coding region: 37-1152 (371 amino acids)
Biological process (GO): lipid biosynthetic process; fatty acid metabolic process
Cellular component (GO): membrane; endoplasmic reticulum
Molecular function (GO): fatty acid 2-hydroxylase activity; heme binding; iron ion binding
Source: RefSeq, a predicted model, not a curated record
CACAAGGGCCCGGGCUCCUGCGCUUCCUCUCCGGCCAUGGCCUCCGCUCCGCCGCCGCCAGCGCUCUUCUCGGCCGCCGAAGUGCAGCGGCGCUGCGCGGCCGGAGCCUGCUGGGUGCGGCGCGGCGCCCGCCUCUACGACCUCACGGGCUUCGUGCGGCGCCACCCGGGGGGCGAACAGCUGCUGCGGGCACGCGCCGGCCGCGACGUGAGCGCCGACUUGGACGGGCCGCCGCACCGGCACUCGGACAACGCGCGCCGCUGGCUGGAGCAGUACUACGUGGGCGAGCUGCGCGGCCCCACGCAGGAUUCUCAGGAGAAUGGAACUGUGACCUAUGCCAAUGCCCAGGAUGCAAAUUCUGAUGUGGAUCCAAGGUGCAAACCAGUGGAUUUCGAAAAGGACCUGGUCGAUUGGCAAAAACCCUUGCUGUGGCAGGUGGGCCACUUGGGAGAGAAGUAUGAUGAAUGGGUGCACCAACCUGUGGAUAGACCCCUCCGCCUCUUCCACUCAGAUUUCCUAGAGGCCUGCACUAAGACUUCUUGGUAUAUUGUUCUCGCUGUUUGGUCCCCAUUGGUGAUGUACCUCACCUGGUUCUACUUUAGAUCCCUCACUCGAGACAACGUCCGGCUCUUCUCAUCAUUCACCACAGAGUACGCCAUCCCUAUGUCCAAGUACGUAUUCCCAUUUUUCUUUUGUUUUGGGCUGUUGUUGUGGACUGCAGUAGAAUACGUCCUCCACCGCUUCCUAUUCCACAUGAAGCCACCUGCUAGCAACUCUUACCUCAUCAUGCUCCACUUCCUCAUCCAUGGCCAGCACCACAAGUCCCCGUAUGAUGGCUCCCGCCUGGUCUUCCCCCCUCUGCCUGCUUCCCUGAUGAUCUUCUCCACCUACGUCAUCCUCCGCAUCUUCCUCCCUGAGACCCUGGCGGGCAUCGUCUUCACAGGCGGCCUCCUGGGCUACAUCACCUAUGACAUGAUGCACUACUACCUGCAUUAUGGGUCGCCGUCCAAGGGCACCUACCUGUACAGAAUGAAGGCCUACCAUGUCAAGCACCACUUUGAACACCAGAAGUCAGGGUUUGGCAUCUCCUCCAAGAUAUGGGAUAUUUUCUUCCAUACCCUCAUUCCAGAGACUUCGGAGAAGGAGCAGUAACACCUUCCCAGCCCCCCUGCUUUUUUCAUCCUGGAACCACCCUUCCUCCCUCCCGGCUAACACUUCCUCCCCUCACCCUUUAGCUGGUGACCCCCGUGGGGUACCUGGGGCACUGAGUGGGUCAGUCUCACUGGCCCAACGAGAGGGGGUAGUGAUUCCCCGAGGAUCAGAGGGACCAAUGUCUUCCUAACCAAUCCCCCAAAAGUGAAGGAGUUCUUCCCAAGACUCCCAGGAACCGAGAGACCCCAGCUUGCCCAUGGAGCGCCCUGCUGGAAACCUGCCCGCCUGACUCACUGGGCUGCUAACACGCAGCCAAGCUGACCGUGGCCUCUGUCCUGCAGCAGAGUCCAAACGCCUCCAGCCCUAGAGAGGAGUGAAGGAAACAGACCCCAUGGGAGGAGGAGCAAGGAGCCCAGCCGAAGGUGGGCAGAGAGGGGCCCCUGCCAGCCCCAAGUGCCUAGGGCUCCCCUGUAAGAAAACCCUGAUGAUGUCCAUGGCCGUGGCCUCCAUGCUCCUGCCAUCUCCCUUACUCCCUCCUGGAGCACUUCUUUCACUUCCCUUCAGGGGAGGAGCAAGCUGGUCCCUCCACUCUCUUGCUUCAGGGAGAUGGCAGAGCAAGGCCUGAAAUACAUGAAGGGUUCUCACUCAUUGCCCAUGUUCUCCUGUCGAUAACUCCCUCAGUGCCUAAGUCUGAGGCUGGCUCUGCCCAGCUGCCUCCAGCAGGUAUCCCCUAAAAGUGCCAAUUCUAAAGCCAACUAAGUGCCUCCUGGACCGACAGCCUAGGGCCUGGCGGGCAUUCAGGAAGAGCCUGGGGACCGCUCACACACCCCCUCACACUGCACCCCUGUUCCCCCCCCCCGACUUCUCAGAAGUGCAGAGUCCACAGGGGCUGGGGUCUGCUGGAAGGCCGGCCAAAGUCAUCGCCUCUUCCCUUCCAUCACUAGCGCUCUGUGCUGAGAAGUUGCCCUUGUCGAGGACCCCUAGCCAAGGGGAGGCAGGCAGUGCCACAGUCCUGCUGGGAAGGUGAAUGGCCAAAGUGCCUCCUUUCCUCAGACCAGUCUAGCACCUGGCAACAGUCCCGUCACUCCAUCUUCCUAGGGCCUCGGUCACCUUCCUCCCAGCAACUCCCAGCAACUCCUACUGAGAUGGAUGGCUGUGUGAGUCGGUAUCUUGGGGCCUUCAUCCUCCCUGCUCCCCCAGCUCCCAGUUUUGCCCAUCCAGCCCGACUGCCCUCCCUCUGAAUCCUGCUUCAGGCCCAUGACGUGAAGCACCCUCCUCUUCCUCAUAACCAAACCCCUCACUGCUUGAAAGCGGGUCUUAUGUAUAAGCCAUUUGAAUUCUCCUUGCUUGGCUUUGGGCCAAGUUUGGUUUUCACUGCUGCCUUUCCUAACUUCAUGUAUGGACCUCUGUGUAAGUUUGGUUUUUCUUGUUGGUUUGUUGUUUUUGUUUUUUUCCUCUAUUCCCGUCCUCAAACAGUUAGUUCUUGAAAGUUUAAAAAAAAAAUCCACUAAGUGUCAAAAGACAUGGUUUGGGCUGAUCUUGUGAUUUCUAAUGUUUACCAUGGAGAUAUUUAAAGGUUUUGGAAGAAGUCUAUAGAGUUGUAGUUGUGAAAUAAAGAUGUAAAUAUUGUUUAUUUUGAAAAAUAAAACUUUAAAAAUCCUCAGAUCAAACAAUAAA